This is a messenger RNA of Besnoitia besnoiti, 3198 nucleotides long. RefSeq names its product putative DNA replication licensing factor. Gene Ontology annotation, biological process: mitotic DNA replication initiation; DNA replication; double-strand break repair via break-induced replication. The coding region runs from base 1 to 3198 and encodes 1065 amino acids. The record is from RefSeq and is a predicted model, not a curated record. The transcript is spliced from 16 exons. NCBI's taxonomy places the organism in Eukaryota, Apicomplexa, Conoidasida, Eucoccidiorida, Sarcocystidae. Gene Ontology annotation, cellular component: MCM complex; nucleus. Gene Ontology annotation, molecular function: single-stranded DNA helicase activity; ATP binding; ATP hydrolysis activity.
AUGUUUUCUCAUUUUCCCUGUUUUCUUCAGUCGUCGGGUGGAGCAAGAGGGCGCGGCCGUGCAUCCCAAGGGAGCUCGCCUUUCCGCCGUCGUGGAGACGAAAGCGACCAGGAGGCCCCCGUCGACGGAGAGCAAGGCGUGGUGCUGUCUGAGGUCGAUGAGGAAGAUGACGACCAGGGCAGACUGCGCGGAGGCGUCCUCGAUGAGAACGUCGACUACUUCCAGGGAACCCGCGAGCUGGACGUGGAGGAACGGAGGGCGGAAGAAGAGGGCGAGAAAAUCAUCGAUGAAGAAAAUGCGGACGACCUCGUCUAUGGCAUGCGCGAUGACGAGCGCGAGCGCGAGGCGUUCCUCGCGGCGGGCAUGGACGCCGACGCCUUCGACGCCUCGCUGAUUGACGACGAAGGGCUCGAUGACUUGGAUCCACAUCUGGAAGAGAAGGCGCGCAGGGCCGCUGAGCGCCAUUUGGCUGCGCGCGAAAAGGAGGCGCGGCGGCGGAAGCGCGGCGACAGAGCCAGAGGAGACAUCUGGGCUCAGCUCCUCGAGGAAGAUGACGAAGGCGUCUCGGAGAUGGACCGCGUUCUUCGGCGCGUCGAGGAGCGCCGGCGCCGCUUCUUUUCUGGCACGGGUGUCGGGGGUCGCGGCAUCGAGCACAUCAACCUCCACGACCUCAAUGAAGCGAAAAAACUCCUGACAGAGUCGAAUCCCGCACUCGUCCCCUUCGGCGAACAGCACCAGCAAGCCAUGGACACGCUUUUCAAGUAUUUUCUAUACAAGUUCAACUUGUUCGCCUUCCGCCGCGGGCAGCAGGGCGGCGGCAUGGAGGAGGACGAGGGUGACAACAAGAAGGACGACAAGGCGCUGUACUACCUCGACAAAAUUCAGGAAAUGAUUCGCGAGGACCGCGCGACCAUGCUGGUCGAUACUCGGCAUCUGAUCUUCUUCUCGGAUCAGCUAGUCAAGUGGAUUGAGGCCUACCCGCUGCCGUCGCUCCAGGUGCUGAACGACGCAGUCACAGUCGAAGCCGAGGCCUCCUGUCCUUCGCUGUACGCGACGCGAAUCUGCUCAGUCGUGCUCACUGACUGGCCGUACAAGGAGGAGCUCCGUCAGCUGCGGUGCACCCACCUGAACUCGCUCAUCUCUGUCUCCGGCGUCGUGACCCGGAGGUCCUCCGUCUUGCCAAAGAUGCGCCUGCUGUACCUGAAAUGCAACAACUGCUUGAACAGCAUCACAGACAUCCCCAUCCAACUGGUCCAGGGCAGAAAGAACGACGCGAUGCCGAGAAAGUGCCCGCACUGCCAGGGCUCGCGGUUCAUCAUCGACCGCGUGAAGACGGCGUUCGUCGAUUUUCAGCGGCUGACUCUGCAGGAGUCUCCGGGAAAAGUCCCCCCGGGCCGGCCUCCUCGGCAGCGCGAGGUGAUUGUGACGGGCGAGCUGGUCGACAGCAUCAAGCCGGGCGAGGAGGUGGACGUUCUCGGCAUCUAUCAGACCAAGUGCGACUACUCGCUGAACGUGAAGACUGGAUUUCCGAUCCUAGCCACGGAGAUCCUCGCCAACAACAUCGUGCGGACGAGCGACGCGCGCUUGACCGAGUUCACUGAGGACGACCUGCGAGAGAUCAAGCAGCUCUCUCGCGACCCGCACAUCCGCGAGCGCAUCUUGGCGUCGAUUGCCCCCGCCCUCUGGGGCAACCGCGAAGUGAAGACCGCCAUCGCGUACGCGCUCUUUGGAGGCGUCGCCAAGGGCCGGAACAGCGGCGACAAGGGACAGGACGGCGACGCCGCCAGUCUCCUGAUGGGCGCCCACAACGUGCUUGGAAAGUCGCACCUCGGCGGCAGCUGGGCUGGCGGCGCAGAUGCGCGAGGCGGCGACGAAAACGCUGCCCAGGGCGGCACCCUCGGCUCCAGUCCCCAUGCAAUCAGAGGCGACAUCAACGUCCUUCUCCUCGGUGACCCCGGGCUGGGGAAGUCGCAGGCGCUGCAGUACGUCGCCCGAACCUUCCCGCGCACAGUCUGCACAACCGGCAAGGGUGCCUCAGCUGUCGGUCUGACGGCCGGCGUGCGGAAAGACCCGCAGACUGGCGAGUGGACGCUGGAGGGCGGUGCCCUCGUGCUGGCAGACGAGGGCAUUUGCCUGAUUGACGAGUUCGACAAAAUGGUUGACCGCGACCGGGUGUCCAUUCACGAGGCGAUGGAGCAGCAGUCCAUCUCGAUCUCCAAGGCCGGCAUCGUGACGACGCUUCGCGCGCGGUGCUCGGUCAUCGCCGCGGCGAACCCGAAAUUCGGUCGCUACGUCCCUUCGUACACCUUCAAGGAGAACGUGGACUUGUCGGAUCCGAUUUUGUCGCGAUUUGACCUUGUCGCGGUCCUCAGAGACACGCCGGACGCCGACGAAGAUCACUACCUGGCGGAGUAUGUGCUGACGCACCACCAGCUGGCACAUCCGAACAUCUCUCACUUGGAGAAUUACCAGCAGCGCAUGGAGGAGCUGGAGCACAUCAUGCUCGGAAACCAAGCCUACGAGCCGAUUCCUCAAGACCUGCUUCAAAAGUAUAUCCUCUACGCAAGAGCCAACUGCCGCCCGGUCCUUGAUCCCUCGCUUCCCUCGCUGGCUGCCAAAGUCUCAUCCUUCUAUGCGCGCCUGCGCCGAAGAGCCGCAGCGACCGGCGGGCUGCCUCUCACGCUGCGUCACGUCGAGGCCCUCCUCCGCAUGGCUGAAGCGAACGCGAAGAUGAGGCUCUCUCCCGUCGUCAGCAACACAGAUGUUGACUUCGCGAUUGCGUCGCUCCUGGACUCGUUCAUUUCCUCCCAGAAGUUUGCCGUUCAGCAGCGCCUCGGCCGCGAAUUCGCCAGGUACCGCGCGCUGGCGCGGGGCGGCUGGGCGACGCUCGCGGCGUUGCUGCGACGGCUCAUGCAGCAGCGGCUCCAGCGGGCGAUGCUGCAACGCGCGGGCGGCAUGGACCCCGACGCGAUGGAACCGCUGAGUCAAGCCGAUCUCGAUCGUGCGCGGAGAGUCAAAGUCCACGAGUUUGUCAAGGUUGCCGCCCAGAACAAGUUCACCGCCUAUCAAGUCGAAGCCUGGAUGGCCUCUUCGCAUUUCACCGAGCAGUUCCGCAUUCUCCAAGACGGCGACGAGAAAGUUAUUGUGUCGCUCAACUGGAGCCGGCCGGGGGCGGUGGCAGCCGAAGCGAGCAGCUAA